Emiliania huxleyi CCMP1516 is the source of this 1243-nucleotide messenger RNA. RefSeq lists its product as hypothetical. Gene Ontology annotation, molecular function: pyridoxal phosphate binding. The record is from RefSeq and is a predicted model, not a curated record. Gene Ontology annotation, biological process: biosynthetic process. The transcript is spliced from 2 exons. Lineage: Eukaryota; Haptophyta; Isochrysidales; Noelaerhabdaceae. Bases 1 to 1167 code for a protein of 388 amino acids.
AUGCAAGGCAAGCGCGGAGCGUUUGUCGGGAGAGACAUCGUUCCAUGCUGGAUUGCGGACAUGGAUUUCGAGGCGCCCCGUCCCGUCGUGGACGCGGUGGUGGCGCGGGCAAAGCACGGCAUCUACGGAUAUACGGACGCGUCUGCGGAGCUUGAGGACUUGACCCUUCGAAGGCUCAAGACGCUCUACGGCAGCACCGAGACGCCCGAUCGCUCAUGGCUGCGCUGGCUCCCCGGGCUGCUGCCGGGCUUGCACCAUGCCGUGCGCGCAGCCUGCCAGUCCCGCGAGGACCGCGUCGUCUUGCUCACGCCGCUGUACCCGCCGUUCCUCGCUGCCGUCGAGCGCAACGGCGCCACCCUUGUUCAGAUCCCGCUCAUCGACUCAGGCGCAUCGUCUAUCGAGAUUCGGUUCGAUUUGGACUGGGAGAGGCUCGCCUCCGAACUGGCACACCCAGCGACGCGGCUGCUGCACUUCUGCAACCCGCACAACCCCGCGGGCCGCUGCUGGAGCCGCGACGACCUCGAGCGCGUCGCGAGGCUUUGCGUCGAGAGCGACGUUGUCAUCUGCUCUGACGAGGUGUGGGGAGAGAUGCCGCUCGAGCCGGAGCGGGCCCCCUUCUGCUCGAUGCUCGGCCUGCUGCCGUCGGACGGCGGGGGUGGAGACGUCCCUGGCUUGCGCGAGCGCCUGAUCUUCCUCACAUCGCCCUCUAAGUGCUUCAACGUGGCGGGGCUGGACCUCGCCGUCGCCGCCGUCCCGCACGAGCCGCUGCGGCGCCGCUUCUGCGCGGGCGGCUCCGACGCAGCGGAGGUGACCCCGUUCGGCUACGUGGCGGCGACCGCCGCCUACGGGGACGCGGAGUCGGAGCUGUGGAGGCAGCGGCUGCUCUUGUACUUGCGCGCGAACCGCGACUUCGCCUUUGGCGCGCUGACGCAGGCGGAGGGCGUGCGCGCGACCUGCCCAGAGGCGUCCUACUUGAUGUGGGUGCAGGUGCCGGGAUUACUGGCGGGCACCACCGCCGCCGCAUUCUUCGAGGCGCACGGUGUCGGCCUCACCGGCGCGGCCGAGUUUGGAGGAGGCGACGAUUGUGUCCGGCUCAACUUUGGAACCAGCCGUGCCACCCUAGAGGAGGCGGUCUCACGGAUGCUCCGCGCGCUAGAGAACCUGUAAGGUGCCUCGUGUACUUUAUGGGCUGGUUCUAGUAUGUGUGUAUCGGACCCUUCAAGACACAUCGGUCAUCUUGUAU